This is a messenger RNA of Candida albicans SC5314, 609 nucleotides long. It is a transcript of the gene SNM1, whose product is annotated as Snm1p. Gene Ontology annotation, cellular component: nucleolar ribonuclease P complex. The coding region runs from base 1 to 609 and encodes 202 amino acids. The record is from RefSeq and is a predicted model, not a curated record. Lineage: Eukaryota; Fungi; Ascomycota; Pichiomycetes; Serinales; Debaryomycetaceae. Gene Ontology annotation, biological process: tRNA processing. The transcript has a single exon.
AUGAAGCAAGCCAAAAAUUCACUACAGGGGUCAUUACCAGAUAGAUCUCCAACCACCACCACCACAGCCUCUGAAUCCAAAACAAAACCAACCAAAGCACCAGUUCCCAAAAAACCUUUAAAUCAGUCCGAAUCAAAACUAAUACACCUUUACAAUUUAGCUCAUUCCAAGAUAGAUUCACCUUUUUCAAAACUAUAUUCACUACUAUAUCAUAAACAAGAAGAACAACAAACACAAACAUUACCUGAUUCUGUAUUAAAGAAGUUUUGCUUGAAAUGUGGCAAUUUAUUUAUUCCCGGAUUAACAGUAUCUAUACGUGUUGUUUACACUAAACAGAAGAUACGGAAAUUGAGAACCAGAUGUUUAGCAUGUCGACAUUCCGUAUUCGAUGAUGGCUUGAUUCAAAAGCAAGAAAAAGUAGAACCAAUUGUAAAACCUGCAGUUGUUCAAUCUACCAAUGAAGAAAAUAAUGUAAACAAUUCAAAAUCAAAGGAAAGACGCAAAAAGAGAAAAAUGAAUAGUUUGAGUAAUUUGCUACAGGAUAAGAAGAAGAAGAAAACUGAGGAAUCAAAGUUAAAUUCAUUAGAUUUGAUGGAGUUUUUGAAAUAA